This is a messenger RNA of Fusarium coffeatum, 1503 nucleotides long. RefSeq lists its product as uncharacterized. Gene Ontology annotation, molecular function: protein binding. Lineage: Eukaryota; Fungi; Ascomycota; Sordariomycetes; Hypocreales; Nectriaceae. The transcript is spliced from 2 exons. Bases 1 to 1503 code for a protein of 500 amino acids. The record is from RefSeq and is a predicted model, not a curated record.
AUGGCGGCCUCGCCCGCAGAGACCCGGGUAUAUUUGUUCCAUCUACCCGCGGAGCUCUAUCAGAAGAUCAUUUCUUGUCUCAAAAAAGAUUCCGUGAAGAAUCUUCGCGCAACCUGCGCGACUCUAAACAAGAUCACACCUUUCAUCAUUGACCGCGUUUUUAUCUCUGCAAAUUCACUGAACAUUCAGGUCUUUCGCGCAAUCGCUGACAGUGAGACCUUUCGACACAACGUCACCGAGAUCAUUUGGGAUGAUGCGAGAUUGUCUAUUGAGCCUGAGGACAUGGGAGAAGAAGAUCGCUUUUUCGGUAUUGGUGACCCAGCCAAGGCUGUGACUGACAAUGGCUGCCCUUUCUGGUUCAAGGCGCGCAGACAAGACACUGAUGUGCCCGAGUUCAGUGGGCAGUGCAAUCCCUUGGGCUACAACAACCUAAGUCUGGAAGCUUCAUGGGACUACUACAAGGGUCUCUUGGAAGACCAGCGCCAGGUCCUGCAGUCGGGUGCUGAUAUCGAGGCCUUCAAACAUGGUCUAACACGGUUUCCCAAUCUUAAGCGAGUUCACCGUCACUCCUUCAACGCACGGCAAGAUAGGGCAGCCAAUGUACCAAACGCCCAUGAUCAGGGCAUUCCCAUCUCGCUUCGACUACCCUUUGCCGAAAGAGUGGCCAAAUGGGCCAGGUGGCGUGGCUUCCGUGUCGUCCUACGAACAUUAGUCGAAAACAGCCACGAGCAUAAUGUCACGGAGCUCAUUGUUGGCGGUGCCGAGAUCGUGACUGGUGUGAACUGUCGUCUCUUCGAUCGGCCAUGCCAAGAGUAUGCUGACUUGGUCACUAUGCUCAAACGGCCGGGAUUUCGCCGUCUUGCUCUCGACCUUUUCACGGGUAUAGACGAGCAUCGCAACUGGAGAUCAUUUCGAAGCGGUCUUAUGCGCAACGCUCUAUCAGAAGCAAAGGAUCUUCGCCACAUCACUCUUCAUGCAACGACAUACACUAUUAACGGCGAAACUUUCCAUCCCCCGGGUGUUGAUGGACUGCCUGAUUACUGGCCGUUUCCGCUACAGAGCGUCUUUCCCAUAAAUUGCUGGCCUAGAUUAGAGCAUUUCGGUAUUUCCAAUAUCCAAGUGACGCCAGAAGAUCUGCUCUCAUUUCUCGCAGCCCUGCCAUACUCCUGCCGAUCCGUGGAGCUGAGUAACCUGGCGUGGGCUAAUGAGGAUGGGGGAUGGGCCAAGGAGGAUGGAGGUUACCGCUUCCUACUCAACGAAAUGCGCACCAGACUGGACUGGUGCUCCAGGCCUGUGGGCGAGAGACCUAGGCUGAAAAUCCUCGUGACGCUGGUGUCGGAAAUCAUUGAAAAUGGAUUUUAUGUGGACAUGGGCAACCUAGCAAAUGCCUUUCUGUACGACGAUGGAGAGAAUCCUUUUUUGGGGCCAGGUUUCUUCAGUGGAGGUGGCAUUUGCAAAAGCUUUUUUGAUCCGGAGGUUUCAUACUUCGACGAGGGACGUUGA